Molecule: messenger RNA, 1510 nt
Organism: Impatiens glandulifera
Lineage: Eukaryota; Viridiplantae; Streptophyta; Magnoliopsida; Ericales; Balsaminaceae
Product: fasciclin-like arabinogalactan protein 8
Exons: 2
Coding region: 92-1369 (425 amino acids)
Cellular component (GO): plasma membrane
Source: RefSeq, a predicted model, not a curated record
UAUCUAUAAUCAUAACUUUCUCUCUCUCUCUCACAAUCAAUCUCCAUUCACUCCGAUCUCAUCUCACUGUUUACCUUCUCCGGCGUCCGUCAUGGUUUUUUCCGGCAACCUUUUCCUACUAGCUCUCUCCCUAAUCAUCGCCGUCGCCGGAGCUCACAACAUCACGGCGAUUCUCGACGGUUUUCCUGAAUACAGCGAGUUCAACAGCUACCUAACUCAAACAAAACUCUGCGAUGAAAUCGCCAGUCGAAACACAAUAACUGUCUUGGUUCUCAACAAUGGAGAAAUGGAUACAUUAACAGCUAAACGUCCUCUUUCAGUAAUCAAAAAUCUUCUUAGUCUUCAUAUCAUACUCGAUUAUUACGAUGCUAAAAAGCUUCACAAGAUCGCUGACGGUACUGUUUCUGCUACUACACUUUAUCAAACUACUGGAAAUGCACCUGGAAACGUCGGAUUUGUUAACAUUACUGAUAUGAGAGGCGGUAGAGUUGGAUUUGGCUCCGGUGAAGGAUCGAAACUUGAUUCUACUUACACUAAGGAGGUGAAAACGUUUCCGUAUAAUCUCGCGGUCGUGGAAAUCAGUGCGCCGAUCAUCGCUCCUUCGUUGUUAACAGCGACGACUCCUUCCGGUAACAUCACUGCUUCACUUGAAAAAGCUGGAUGUAAGACGUUUUCACAUCUCAUUUCCUCGACCGGCGUGCUAAAGGUGUUUGAAUCGGCGGCGGCGAAUGGAUUGACGAUCUUCGCUCCAAAUGAUAAGGCGUUUACAGAUCCGGGAGUUCCUGAUUUAACUAAGUUAACGAAUGCAGAACAGGUUUCAUUGUUACAGUAUCAUGCUCUAGCAAGUUACAAACCUAUUGGAUCAUUGAAAACGAUGAAGGAUGCGAUUAGUACUUUAGCGACAAACGGUGUCGGAAAAUACGAUUUGACUGCUACAACCGCCGGCGAUGAAGUUACAUUACACAGCGACGACGGGAAAAGUUCAUCAAGAGUAGCGAAUAAUGCUGUCGAUGCGCCUCCAUUGGUUAUCUUCACUGUUGAUAAUGUUCUUCUUCCAAGUGAGCUUUUUGGUAAACCUCCUAGUCCGGCGCCUGCGCCGGAGCCUGUAACAUCAACUCCGGGACCGGCACCGGGACCGGAAAAGGAUGCUCCUAGUCCUGCGCCUGUUUCGAAAGCUCCUUCUCCAUCUCCAUUUUCGUCACCGCCAGCGCCUCCGACUGACUCGCCUGAGUUAUCGCCGGUGGAAGGACCGGCACCGGCGGAUUCUGCGAGAAGUACUACUUCUGAUAAGGCGAACGGUAACUUGAUUAAACCGGCGGUUAUGAUGGCUGUUUUAACGGCCGUUAUAAUGUCUGUUUUGUUGUGGUAGAAUGGUCAGUUUGAUGUUAUUUAUUUACUGUUACUUUUGUCUUCGGUUUUUUUUUUUUUUUACUUUUUUACUUUCUUGAGUUCCGGUCGGGUCUAGUCUUUGCUUUUAUUUAUAUGAAUAUAAUUGUAGGGUUUGUUUGUU